GUGACUCGUGAGUCGUGACAUUGAAUCUGAAAAUUACAAAACGAUAGAAGUGGAUGUGUGAGAGGUAUUUAAUUCGUAUUCCUGAAAGCUAUUGAAUGAGGGGUUGUUCAUAAGUUGUUCCUACCUUGCGCUUCUCUUGUAGAAGAUGGAUAGAUAUGGGCUUAAUUUCAGCACAUUAAUAUUUUAUCAUUCUCUAGCACAUUUACAUGUUAUUUUAAAUCGUAACAGUUGCCUUUAAAGGCUGAUAAAUAUUCGAGAAAUCCAAGAAAACCAAAGAUAUGAAUCCCGCGUCCCAAGAAGUGUUCUGAUCUCGGAGAAUUUUGCGUAGAGAUGCUUAAUGUAGAUGCUGUCCAAAAGUCCUAUGGUGAGUAAAAAUUUAUCCAAGGUCGGAGCGACAAUUCGAGGAAAUCCGUUACAAAUAAGCGAAAGCCUUGCAGUACUUAAAUUUUUGCUGAGGAUCUCACAAUGCUGGUUCGAGUAUCCGCAGUUUAUAUGCUCAAAGAACUGUAUUCAAAUGCGCCCCUAUACCAGAACUCUUGAAUCAGCCCUCGUUUCUUAAUUUCCUGUGAAGUGUUUCUCGUAUUGAGAGGAACAAUUAUUUUAAAACAUAAAUACUGUAGGUAAUAUGUACUUGAAAUCUCGCACGCAACGUUUUAAUCAUCGCUCACCUUUAUUGAAAUCCGUCUUCAAAUUCUUGCGCGAGUUCACCUCAUCCUCGAUUCAUCAAAUACAAUAUUAUCGAUUUCGAAAUACCGAAUCCAGUAAUUCUUUAAUCUUGCGUGCUGCUUAUGUUACGCAAUCAUCAAUAAUUAAAAUUUUGAACCUUAUAUUUUAAUGAGUGCGUUAUUGCUAGCUAACAUGAGAUAUUUCGCCGUCAGAAAAUAAUGAAGGUUCAAUGGAAGCGAAGGUACGAAUUUCAUAGGAACUGAAUCGCAAAUCCAGUCACCUGAGAACACCCACGUAUGGCGUGUUGGUAUAUUUUGUCGGCCGGAGGUUAAUUAUUUUAUGUUCGAGAAUGCAGUGCUCAUCCGGUGUUAUUGUGAUCUGCAGCCAUGGUAAAUGAUGAAAUAACUGCUCUUUUAACGAUGGAUACUCGCGAUAAACAUACGAAUUGAAAGAGGACUCCGUGGCUGAAUCGGCGAAUUUCGAGUAAGACAUGACCUAUUGAGGACAAUGAAAGGAGUGAAGCGAAAAUUCAACCGCGGUGGACGCAGGCCGUCUGUCGUUUUGCAGAGCGUGAAUUCUUUGGACGAGAAUGCUCUAGAUCCCGAACCCCUGAAUUGCAUAGAAGAGCUGGAUGAACAAAUGGAGGUCCAGGUGCAUGGUCGACAUUCUCUGUCGGUCGGAAAACUGCUGGUCACCGUGGUGGACUCAGUGUCCACUCGUCGGUUCUCUUCCGUGGACUGCGGACGAGACCCGAGGGCCGAGGCCCUCAUGUGGCAGAAUUCCCACCCCUGGGAAUAUUCUCCCGCCCGCGUCCCGGAGCUUGCUGUUCGUUUGCAGGCAUUGUUAUCGGAAGCUUUCUCCGGAGACGAGUGUUUCAUGCAUCCCGAAGAGGCCAUUCAUCCUCAGUUUUGCUCGCCUCGUUUGCAUCCUUUUUCAGCUCUUCGGGAAACGCGAGCAGCAAGAAUCGAGCGUGUCAAGGCGUUUGAGAGGCAGGACUCAUCACAAAAGACAUCCGAAAUCAAACAGUCUUUUGAAUUCUUGCUUGCUACUUCGCCGCACGUUUUAGACGCAAUUAAGCAGAAGCUCCUCGUCACCACAUGUCCUUGUAAAGAGCAAAUGGAAAAGCGGUUGCGAGACAUGGAAGAAGAACCGACGGACUUGUAUCCUAUGAACAUUCCGGAGACUAUGGACCCGGUUUUUCUAUGUGCCCUGACGAAUAUGGAGGAGGUCCCUCAUAACCUUUCACAAACAACAACGGACCGCACCAAGCCACCGGAUUUGCUGCAAAUGAUUCGGAAUGGAAGCCUUCUGCUUUCAGACAAUGCCCAGCCCGUAAGCAGUAAAGGAUUCUUUAAAAAGAACUUCAUCUUAAAAGCAUGGAAACCGAAGUACAAAUCUGGAGUUCCUGAAAAAAACUGGGAUGAUGAUAGUGUUGACCUCCGGCUGGAGACUCCUUCACCGUCGAUUCGCAUUCGUGCGAAAAGCGUGCCAAAUAUCCUGAGCCAAUCAGACUCUUCCGAAAUCGCGACGCGUCUUUAGCGUACCUCGAGUGUAAGUUCAAGACUUGGAGCUCGUGCUUUUAUAAUCGAACUCUCAAUCAAAAGAUUCCAAAAGUCAGGUAUAUCGAAGAUGUUGUCAGAGUGGAAAAGUCUAAAAAGGUGUGGUCUAAUCGAAUACAAGUGUCAACUGAGUCUCUUACUCUCUAUACUAAAUUAUUCUCUUAUUAUUCUUACGCACUCCUUGUACGAGCAAGUAGCAGCAUUUUUUUUUUCAAGAGGGGCAUUAUGCUCAAGGUUUGUUUUUGGAUGUUUUUCGAAUCGCGUGCCACACAUUUUUGUAUAAAGUAAAUGAAACUUCGAUUAUUCAAGCUUUCGAUUAAGUCUGCACUCAAUAAACCGUGUCCGAUUUGUCAAAGUACCGUAUUUUGAGAGAAAGCUGUGCAAUUUUGAUGUAGGUCAUAAAUUUAUGUCUGAUUCGAUCCAUUAUCGAGGCCAGCACACCAAGAUUACGGAAAGUGCCAGUACAGUAAUAUUAUUUUGACUAUUUUUUCAUUAAUGAGGGGUUAUUGGUUCACCGGGAAAUUUGAUUAUCUGAUGAAAGGUCUUUAGAUGAGAUAAACGAAAUUAUAACAUUUAUUUGUCUCAUAUUCAAUCAACUUCCAGUACUCGGUAAAAAAAAAAACUUUAAUCGAUCCAUCUGCUUCUUAAAUAUUACACGAAACUUGAAUUGGACAAAUAAUUCAGGGAAAUUCGAAAAAUGCCCCAAAACAAAGAAGAAAAUCGUGAGGGGUAUAAAAGGAGAUAAAUAAA
This is a messenger RNA of Notodromas monacha, 2975 nucleotides long. The record is from the annotation of a GenBank genome assembly. Lineage: Eukaryota; Metazoa; Arthropoda; Ostracoda; Podocopida; Cyprididae.